Messenger RNA from Drosophila takahashii, 900 nucleotides. RefSeq lists its product as uncharacterized. The record is from RefSeq and is a predicted model, not a curated record. NCBI's taxonomy places the organism in Eukaryota, Metazoa, Arthropoda, Insecta, Diptera, Drosophilidae.
AUGCUGUGCCACAUCCACUGCCACCUGUUUCUGCUGCAGCUCCUUGUCAUGGGUAUGCCCUUCCUGCAGGGAUCCCCCGUUUCAAGUCCGGAAAUAUCCAACAAGGGUUCCAAGUCCUCAAAUAGCGUGCAGCAGGUGCAACAGCAACAGCAGCAGCAGCAGGAGGCCCACCUUAAUUCGCUGAGUGCCUAUGCUAGUGGCUACGACAUGACCCAGCAAAAUCAACUACAAAAUCAGCUACAGAACCAAGUGCUUUCCUCUACGGAUCCUGCGUUCAAGCCCUCGUACAAGAUGCCCGAAAUGGAGACCAAUUUCACGCCAAUGCAAACGGCCGGAACUCCGAGUGUGGCCAGUUUGCCCUCGACUCCAAUGCUCAUGCAAUACCUGCCGGCCCAGACGAUCCAGGAUGGUUCGGGGAAUACCGUCCAGUACCUUCAGUUGAUCCCCACCCGACCGAUUAUAGUGCCCAUCUCGCCAUAUCUUUCGGCUGCAGCAGCGGCGGCUGGAUCUACGGCCAUUUCCGCCGGCGGACAACCGGACUUUGGUGGACGGACAGCUGCUGUUUUGAGUGCUCUGCCGCCGAAUUACGGAGCACCCCUCCAGGGAUAUGCCACUAGUGUGGGGGGUUCGCCCAUCAAUCCAACUGCCGCCUUUCGCAAUAGCUAUCGUAUCAACCGUGAGGCCAAGGACAAGCACUUCCCGCCCUCAUUUUCACUGAAUCUCAACGAAUAUCUGCCGGCCUCCUCGAUGGGAUUGAGCCACGACACCUCCGCCAAUGGGCCCCAUUUGUACCUGAGGGCCAGACCUUAGGAUAGAUUAUAAGCUACCGCCAAAGUCUUUUAGCCUUUAGAACUGUUAUUUUUUUGUUUGUUCUUAACCGUACCAAAAGUCCCGAAUAAA